GCGUUCGCCCGUCCCCGUGUGCGCAUGCGCAGUCUUUCGCCCCGCUCCUGGCGGAAGGCGGCGGGCAUGGCGGAGCCGCUGCGGGCGUUCCGGGUGCGCAUUCCCGGCCAGACGCAGAAGAUCGGUCUGGCGGCGGCGAGCCUGCGUGAACUGCUGCAGAAGGGCUGCUCGCGGCUGCAGCUUCCCUUGGCAGGCAGCCGGUUCUGCCUGUACGAGGACGGGACGGAGCUGAGCGAGAGCGGCUUCCGAGAGCUACCCCAGAACAGCGAGCUGGUGCUGCUGGGGCCCGGCGAGACCUGGCAGGGCUGUGCCAGCGACAUCGAGCUGCUCCUGGGCAUCUGCUGCAUGCGUCGCUGGGCCGUGGUUGAGGUAGCGCGGACGCUUCUUGCCGACGAGCAGGCCCCGAGCAGGCAGCGGCUGCUGGCGGAUCUCAUCCACAACCUGAGCGAGAACAGCCAGGCUGAGGGCAAGGAGCAGGACCAGGCGUGGUUUGAAGGUCUACAAUCUCGUUUUAAGAGCAAGUCAAGCUACAUGCGUUACAGCUGUGAAUGCAGAAUACGAGGCUACCUGAGAGAGGUUAGUAGUUUUACUCCCAACGUUCAUCCUACAGCAAGAGAUGCGUACAAAAGGAUAGUUGACCUGAUGUCCGAUAAACUGAAAUCUGCCAACUACAACGGGUGCUACUUUGACAGAAGAGAGGAAGAGGCCGCGCGCCUGUGCACUGCAGAGGGGUGGUUCUCCUGUCAGGCAACCUUUGACAGAGCCGAGUGUCCGUGUAAGCAUUCGAUCAACCCUUACAGCAACAGGGAGAGCAGAAUCCUCUUCAGCACCUGGAAUCUCGAUCACAUAAUAGAGAAGAAGCGUGCUGUUGUCCCAGAGCUGGCAGAAGCUGUCAAAACACGAGACGGAAGAGAAGUGAACUGGGAAUACUUCUAUCGGCUGCUCUUUACCAUGGAGAAUUUAAAGCUUGUCCAUAUCGCUUGCCAUAAGAAAACCAAUCAUAAUCUCAGCUGUGAUAAAACUAAAAUUUACAGGAAAAGGAAGAAAACCCAGGAAAUUUCAUAGCACUGAUGCUGGAAGUGACUCCUGUUUUCCAAAAUUGUGUCACAAGGAGCAUCUUUAAAUAGCUCUGGUUUCUUAAAAACUUACUGAGGAGUGCCUGGCAACGGAAACGCAAGUAAUUCAGCUGCAGUCUUUCAAAGUGUAUGUUCAUAUUGUGCCUAAGUCCACUCUCACCGCACGCCUGCCUUGGAUCCCACUGUGUUAAGUGCAAUAAAAUGCAGCUGGGAGCCAGAGUGAGGCCAGAGGCUGACACUGGUCAUGCCUUGUGUUCUCUCUCGCCCAGACAAAUGCGGGCACGGAACUCAAUGCAGAAAUGAAACUGGGACAAAACAUUUCCUAAAAACCAACCCAGGUACACCUUUCUCUGAACAGUUAAGCCAAACAAAGUAUACUUGAAUACAAUCAUGUUUACCCGCCUCUUGAGGGAAUUGCUUUUAUGAAACACUUCCUACUUCAGGACAGAAUACAAAAAGAGAAUUUUUACUUGAAUUUUUUUAACUAUCAACUGAUGGCAUUUGGAUUUUUAGGAACCGCCACUGUAAACUGAUUUUUUUUUACAAUAAAAGAAUCACUGCCAUCUUUGCGUGUCUGUUUGUGGAGACAGAGGUGCCUGAGUGGUUGAUCAGGUGUCAUGGAGCACACCUGGUACUAGAAAGGUGGAGCACUUGUCACUGCUCUGUAAAUAACCAUUCAUUUCUACGGCAGAGCUUUGCUUUCUCCCAGGUUGCUGCCUCUCUUUCUUGCCUCAGCAAAUCCAGCUCGUCCACACAGAGCUGCGUUAGGGCAGUAUUGCUGUGAGGCAUAACUUGCUCACAAGUGCAGGAGCAUUGCUACAAAGAGAACUUUUAAACGACAAGCUCAGUCUCCCCCUCUCAAACACUUAAAUGUGAAAAGUAAGCAGGUAUGUUUUAUGUACAGGACUUAAUUCCAGUGCUCUGAAUCAAUCCUGCCAUCAAAACCAAGGUGGAAACGCUGCACUGGUUUUAGCAUCGCAGCCAGGAUUCUGAUGACAAACACAAUGUCAUCUGUAAGCACACAUUCUACCAACUGAAAAUCACCAUUUUGCACAGUGCUAAAGUAAAAACAAAUGUCUGUGUGUGAAAACAUACGCACUGAUAGAGACGGUAGCAAAUAUGGCAUUUGAGGCAAACUGGGAGAGCUGCUCCGAGAUGGAGUUGUGCUGAAACCCAUGAAUAUGCUAAUAAAAUACUAGAUUUGGAGUGAAAAGGAGCCAAGGAAUACGGUUGACAGAAACAAUGCAUCAGCUGGAGUGGCAACGUGAAGAAAUUAACAUGUCAUGCAUAUGCAGCGUGUUUGGUUUGCAACUCUUGAAUGUUUAACAGACUAUAGCUGUAGAAAUUAAUAUUUAUUUAAACCAUCUGCUGAUAAGAUUUUCUCUAUUUUUAGAAUUGUAGAAGAAACUGUAACAAUAAAGAUUUGGAAGCUUGUUGCAUAAUCACACUUUCAAAGAAGUGUUAUAAACACAGGGCGAGUUAACAGUUCCUGAGAUCAGCUGGGGUCACACAUUAUUUCCUAAAACACAGGCCAAAAUGCCAAAUCUGGUGGCCUGACCCCAUAUUCUGAGCAGUCAAUGCUCAUUUGGGUCUAAUACUCUUUAUCGCCAGCCAUGUGUUUGUUUAGAGAAUUCCUAUUCCUAACCCAUAGAAUUCACCUGAAAAUACUGCACAAGCUGCAUCCUGUGACUGUUACAAAAGGGAAUGCUUACGCUGGGCGGGAGAGGGUAGCGCUCAGCUUCACGUGGUGGUUCAGAGAACUGACGUGCAAUAAAAACAUGAGAUUAAUAGCACUGAACUCACGUUGACACCCAAGCAUUUAGUUUUGCCAGCAGAAUCGCAUCUUAGAGGUUUCAUGCAUUCUGGUUUCAAUGUAAACAGUGCACCACAACUUGCACACCAGAGGCUGAUGUCCCUCUUUGCGAUCAACCAGCUGCGUUACCAUCCAUAGUGCCAGACAUCACAGAAUUGAAAGCAAAAGGACCUCAUUCCAAUAUAGUUUGCUGGGCUAUUUUUAAAAAAGGAAUGAGAGCAAAUGUUCACCUUAGAUAUGGGCUCAAAUUUAUAGAAACACAGUGAGAACUUAUAUCUCCCCUAGUUUUUUUCUUAAAUACUAGUGUUACGUUACAGUUUAUUGCCAAAUCACUGAAAAUUCAGUCAGUUGUUCCCCAGGUUACUGUGGGAAAGCACUGUAUCUGGCAGUUCCAGAAAAACAAACUCAACUAGUUCUUCUCUCUCUGAGAAAAGGCAAACACAGACACCUCAAGUUAGUGGGACAGCCAGCCACCGUAAUGUGGUGCAAAGAAAAAGA
This is a messenger RNA of Cuculus canorus (common cuckoo), 3387 nucleotides long. It is a transcript of the gene DFFB, whose product is annotated as DNA fragmentation factor subunit beta. Gene Ontology annotation, cellular component: nucleus; cytoplasm. NCBI's taxonomy places the organism in Eukaryota, Metazoa, Chordata, Aves, Cuculiformes, Cuculidae. Gene Ontology annotation, biological process: apoptotic process; apoptotic DNA fragmentation. The transcript has 7 exons. The record is from RefSeq and is a predicted model, not a curated record. Gene Ontology annotation, molecular function: DNA endonuclease activity. Bases 25 to 1065 code for a protein of 346 amino acids.